AUGUCUGUGAAGAACAGAGGAGGAGAGCCGGUUUCGAAGAGUUUGGUGUCAUACAAAUGGACCCUUUUCCUUUGCCUUGCAAGUUUCUCAGUUGGGAUGUUCUUUACAGACAGAAUAUGGAUCGUGCCCGAAGGAAAAGGACUCGCAAGAACAACCGCGUUCGAAGCUGAGAGAUUAAAGCUAGUUUCGGAAGGUUGCGAUACGAAAUUCAAUAGUAUAAAAAGGAUGCCAAUGAAAAUCUUGCAGGAUGUAACCAAGACUCAGAACACUUUACAGACACUGGACAAGACCAUUUCGAACCUUGAGAUGGAAUUGGCCGCAGCAAAGGCAGCACAAGAGUCAAUUUUGAGUGGGGCCCCCACAUCCGAAGCUACUGAAUCUUCCGGAAGACGAAAAUAUUUCAUGGUAAUCGGGAUAAACACCGCAUUUAGCAGCCGUAAAAGAAGAGACUCGGUUCGUGCCACAUGGAUGCCACAAGGAGAAAAACGGAAAAAGCUCGAGAUGGAGAAAGGAAUCGUUGUUCGUUUUGUCAUUGGCCAUAGUGCAACAUUAGGAGGUAUACUGGAUAGAGCAAUUGAAGCUGAAGAUAAAAAACAUGGGGACAUUAUGAGACUGGAUCAUGUAGAAGGUUAUCUCGAGUUGUCUGCCAAGACAAGGACUUAUUUUGCAACUGCUGUGUCUUCAUGGGAUGCAGAGUACUAUGUCAAAGUCGAUGAUGAUGUCCAUGUAAAUAUAGCAACACUUGGAGAAACAUUAGCAAGACACCGUAAGAGCCCCCGGGUGUACAUAGGAUGUAUGAAAUCCGGUCCAGUUCUUUCUCAGAGGGGAGUUAGAUACCACGAACCCGAAUUCUGGAAAUUUGGCGAGCCGGGGAAUAAGUAUUUCCGCCAUGCCACAGGACAGUUGUAUGCCAUCUCGAAAGACUUGGCUUCUUAUAUCUCAGCAAACCAGCAUAUGCUGCACAAGUACGCUAAUGAGGAUGUCUCGCUCGGAUCUUGGUUUAUCGGGCUUGACGUUCGACACAUAGACGAUCGGAGAUUGUGUUGUGGGACCCCACCCGAUUGCGAGUGGAAAGCUCAGGCAGGCAACAUAUGCGUUGCCUCGUUCGAUUGGACCUGUAGUGGGAUAUGCAGAUCAGCCGAUAGGAUUAAAGAGGUCCAUCGACGGUGUGGUGAAAACGAGGAUGCUGUUUGGAAGGCUAAUUUCUGA
This is a messenger RNA of Striga hermonthica, 1209 nucleotides long. The record is from the annotation of a GenBank genome assembly. NCBI's taxonomy places the organism in Eukaryota, Viridiplantae, Streptophyta, Magnoliopsida, Lamiales, Orobanchaceae.